Molecule: messenger RNA, 693 nt
Organism: Closterium sp. NIES-65
Lineage: Eukaryota; Viridiplantae; Streptophyta; Zygnematophyceae; Desmidiales; Closteriaceae
Source: the annotation of a GenBank genome assembly
AUGGACAUGUGGGGCCCUGCCCGCGUCCGUGGACUCGGUCACGAGCGCUACUUCCUGUUGGUGGUUGACGACUACUCGCGUUACACCACAGUCUUCCCCUUGCGCAGCAAGGGUGAUGUCACUGAGGUGCUGAUCGACUGGAUCCGCGCAGCUCGUCUCCAGCUCAGGCAGAGCUUUGGCUCGGACUUUCCUGUGCUGCGUCUGCACUCGGACAGAGGCGGAGAGUUCUCCUCAAACCUUCUGCGUGCCUACUGUCGUGCGCGAGGCAUCCGUCAGACCUUCACGCUUCCGGACUCACCGCAGCAAAAUGGGAUUGCAGAGCGCCGCAUUGGCAUGGUCAUGGACGUCGCUCGUACGUCUAUGAUGCAUGCGGCUGCCCCCCAUUUUCUGUGGCCGUUUGCGGUCAAGUACGCGGCGCAUCAGAUCAACCUCCACCCCAGGGUCUCCAGGCCGGAGACCUCCCCAGCGCUGCUGUGGACGGGGAAGGUUGGCGAUGCGUCGGCGUUCCGGGUCUGGGGAUCUCGGGCGUUUGUCCGCGACUUGUCUGCGGACAAGCUGUCCCCUCGCGCUGCUCCGUGCGUCUUCCUGGGGUUCCCCCCCGACGCCCCUGGGUGGCAGUUCUACCACCCCACCUCUCGCCGUGUUCUGUCCUCCCAGGACGUCACGUUCGACGAUUCGGUGUGUCCCAGGUAG